Messenger RNA from Gadus chalcogrammus (walleye pollock), 1007 nucleotides. RefSeq names its product ubiquitin-fold modifier conjugating enzyme 1 (gene ufc1). The coding region runs from base 1 to 516 and encodes 171 amino acids. Gene Ontology annotation, molecular function: UFM1 conjugating enzyme activity. The record is from RefSeq and is a predicted model, not a curated record. Gene Ontology annotation, biological process: protein K69-linked ufmylation. Gene Ontology annotation, cellular component: cytoplasm. The transcript has a single exon. Lineage: Eukaryota; Metazoa; Chordata; Actinopteri; Gadiformes; Gadidae.
AUGUCGGACGAGGCGACGCGGCGCACGGUGUCGGACAUCCCGCUGCUGAAGACCAACUCCGGCCCGCGGGACCGCGAGCUGUGGGUGCAGCGGCUCCGGGAGGAGUACGUGUCCCUCAUCAAGUACGUUGAGAACAACAAGGCGGCGGACAACGACUGGUUUCGCCUCGAGUCCAACCGGGAAGGCACCCGCUGGUUCGGCAAGUGUUGGUACGUGCACGAGCUGCUUCGCUACGAGUUUGACGUGGAGUUUGACGUGCCCGCGACCUACCCUGCCACCGCGCCCGAGGUGGCGUUACCGGAGCUGGAGGGCAAGACGGCCAAGAUGUACCGUGGGGGCCGCAUCUGCCUCACCGACCACUUUAAGCCGUUGUGGGCGCGCAAUGUGCCCCGCUUCGGCCUAGCCCACCUGAUGGCGCUCGGCCUGGGCCCCUGGCUGGCUGUGGAGAUCCCCGACCUGGUGUCCCGGGGCCUCGUCACUCACAAGGAGAACCAGCAGGCCCCCUCAGCCUCGUGAAGACACACAAACAGACUGUUAAUGUCAAGCGGACUAUUGUUUACUAUAGAGAUAAAGUCAUGAAGGACACUGACUGUGUUCACUAUAUAAAGUCCUGAAACAAACUGCUUAUAUUGACUAUAUAAAGUAAUGAACAGACUGCAUAUGUUCACUAGUGAUCGUCAUUAAACAGACUGCAUAUGUUCACUAGUGAUGGUCAUGAAACAGACUGCUUGUGUUCACUAUAUAAAGUCAUGAAACAGCCUGCGUAUGUUCACUAGUGAUGGUGAUUAAACAGACUGCUUGUGUUCACUGUAUAAAGUAGUGAACAUACUGCAUAUGUUCACUAGUGAUCGUCAUGAAACAGACUGCUUACAGUAUGUUCACUAGUGAUGGUCAUUAAACAUACUGAAUAUGUUCAAUAGUGAUGGUCAUUAAACAGACUGCUCACUAUUAUAGGGAUGAGUUCAUGAAACAAACCACUUAUGUUCAAUAAACAAGGUCAUGUUUCA